AUGCAGUUCCGCGACAUGGCGCCUUCGUCGGCGUUCGUUGCCUCGCUGCUAGCGAUCCCGCAGCUCGCGUCCGCCUUCUACCUGCCAGGUGUUGCGCCAACCUCUUACAAGAAGGGCGACGUCGUUCCCCUGUAUGUCAACAGUAUCAAGCCGGUCGCCGCACCCUCCGACUCGCGAUUGCAUUCGAUAGUAUCCUACGACUACUACCAUCCGGGCUUCAAGUUCUGCGAGCCAUCGCCGGCCCCCGAAUAUGUGUCCGAAAGUCUCGGUAGCAUUCUCUUCGGAGACCGCAUCAUGACCUCUCCAUUCGAGCUGCGCAUGAAGAACGACGAGGUUUGCAAGCCUCUUUGCAUUCAGAAAUACCCUCCGGCCGCUGUCGGCUUCGUCAGGCGCCGCAUCGAGCAAGGCUACAGCUUGAACUGGCUCGUGGAUGGCCUGCCCGCGGGACAGGAGAUCUACGACGACUUCACGAACACGACCUUCUACAACCCUGGUUUCCUUAUGGGAGGCGCCGACGAGCAAGGGAACAUCAUCUUUAACAACCACUACGAUAUCAAUAUCGAAUACCACCCGGUCAAUGGCAAGCAAGAUCAACUGCGUGUCGUUGGUGUCGUCGUCGAGCCUAGCUCCAGAGCGUACCCCGGCCUUCUCGACUGCACCAACAAAAUGGAGCCCAUCAUUUUCAACGAAGACAGCGGCGAGAAGGAGGUCAAGUUCUCCUACUCUGUGUACUGGAAGGAGUCGAAAACGGCCUGGGCGACCCGAUGGGACAAGUACCUGCACGUCUUUGACCCCAAGAUCCACUGGUUCUGGCUCAUCGACACCGCCAUCAUCGUCGUUAUCCUCAUCCUCACUGUCAUGUCAAUUUUGGUCAGGGCAUUGAAGAAGGAUAUUGCGCGCUACAACCGCCUGGACCAGAUCAACUUGGAUGAUCUGUCAGGCACGUCGGUCAUGGAGGACGGAGUCCAGGAAGAUUCCGGCUGGAAGCUGGUGCACGGCGACGUGUUCCGGAACCCAUCCCAUCCUCUACUUCUGUCGGUCCUCCUCGGAAACGGUGUUCAGUUGUUCGUCAUGACUGGCUUUACUAUCUGCUUUGCCCUUCUCGGCUUCUUGUCGCCCUCCAACCGUGGCUCGCUGGGUACGAUCAUUCUUCUCCUGUACACCAUCCUGGGCUUCGUCGGCGGUUAUGUCUCCUCGAGAACGUACAAGUCGAUGCAAGGCGAGAAGUGGAAGCUGAACAUCGCUCUCACCCCGAUUUUGGUUCCGAGCAUUGUUUUCGGCGCAUUCUUCUUCCUCGACUUGUUCCUGUGGGCCAAGCAGUCUUCUGGUGCCGUGCCGUUCACUACCAUGCUGGUGAUCAUCGCGAUCUGGUUCGUUCUGUCCGUGCCGCUCUCCUUCGCCGGAUCAUGGAUGGGCUUCCGCGCCUCUGUCAUUGAGCCCCCCGUGCGCACCAACCAGAUUCCCCGUCAAAUUCCGCCCGUUACUACGUACCUGAGGCCGAUUCCCAGCAUGCUGAUUGUCGGUCUUCUGCCGUUCGGUGCUAUCUUCGUCGAGCUGUACUUCAUUAUGAGCUCGGUCUGGUUUAGCCGCAUUUACUACAUGUUCGGCUUCCUCUUCCUCUCCUACGGGCUUAUGAUUGUCACUACCGCUGCAGUUACCAUUCUCAUGGUUUACUUCUUGCUUUGCGCCGAGAACUACAACUGGCAAUGGCGCUCGUUCCUCGCUGCCGGUAUGAGCGGUGGCUACAUCUUCGCCAACUGCCUCCUGUACCUCAUCACCAAGUUGAACCUCAGCAAUCUGGCCGGAACCGUGCUUUACAUUGGAUACAGCGCACUGAUUUCCUUCCUUUUCUUCAUCCUCACUGGCAAGCUUUCCCCCCGUCGGCGUCCGACCCCAUCAGUUGGCUAA
This is a messenger RNA of Colletotrichum karsti, 1908 nucleotides long. RefSeq names its product endosomal integral membrane protein. Gene Ontology annotation, cellular component: endosome; fungal-type vacuole membrane. Bases 1 to 1908 code for a protein of 635 amino acids. The transcript has a single exon. NCBI's taxonomy places the organism in Eukaryota, Fungi, Ascomycota, Sordariomycetes, Glomerellales, Glomerellaceae. Gene Ontology annotation, biological process: protein localization to membrane; vacuolar transport. The record is from RefSeq and is a predicted model, not a curated record.